Messenger RNA from Bradysia coprophila, 1384 nucleotides. RefSeq lists its product as uncharacterized. The record is from RefSeq and is a predicted model, not a curated record. NCBI's taxonomy places the organism in Eukaryota, Metazoa, Arthropoda, Insecta, Diptera, Sciaridae.
CGAUCUGUUCGAUUAAAGUGACAAUUUACACUGAAUUGAAACAAUGAAGUUCUUUGCUGUCGUCGUACUUACAUUCUUCGCUGCUGCUAGCGCUACUCCAUGCGGUGGAAAAGGUGGCGGAAGUAGUGGUGGACUUCUUGGAGGACUCCUCGGAGGCGGAGGAAGUGGCGGUGGACUUCUUGGAGGACUUCUAGGAGGCGGUGGAGGAAAUGGUGGUUCAUGUGGCGGUGGAAGUGGCGGUGGACUUCUUGGAGGACUCCUCGGAGGCGGAGGAAGUGGCGGUGGACUUCUUGGAGGACUUCUAGGAGGCGGUGGAGGAAAUGGUGGUUCAUGUGGCGGUGGAAGUGAAUUUUCUUCAACUCUCAGCAGUCUCGACGUCACUGGAGUACUGUCGGGAGUUAUUGAAACCCUUACUACCACUGUGGAGUCACUCGUUGGUAGUUUGUCAAUCAUCGGUCAAUUAACUGGAGGAGCUACCGGUGGCAGCUGCGGAAACGGUUCAAUCGACUUUAUUGGAGACAUCUUCGCUGAACUCGAAGCCAUCGUGGAACUUAUCGUAAACUUUACAAGUAUCCAAGACUUCCAAAUCGAAGCAAUCAUCUCUGGUCUCACUAGUGUUGUUUCUAAAUUGACCGCUGCUUUCGGUGAACAAAUCAUCGGCACCUUCACAGCAAUCCUUGGACAAAUACAACAACAGAUUGAAGCUCUCUUUAAUGCUGUCACUAAACAAGCAAUCCAAGUAAUUGGACAGAUUACCGCCCAAAUUAGUGCCACCUUUACUGUCUUCAUCGAUUUGGUUGCUACCGUUGCUGCAACUGUAUCUGAUGCUGCCCAAACUGCCUCCAACGCUGCAUCCGACGCUCUCAAUGCAGCAAUUGCUUCAAUUUCCGGUGUCGUUGCAGUGGCUUCCUCUGCCAUUGAAACCGCUGUUGUUGCUGUUCAAGGAGCCAUCGAUCAAGUCGUUCAAACUGUUAGGCAGAUCACAGCUCAAGCUCAAGCUGUAGUCAAUGUCGCCCAGGACACCCUUGGCCAACUCACUGCAGUUCUCGAAAGUGUCAUCGCACAAGUGACUGCUGUCAUUGGUGAUUUUUCUGGUGCCAUCCAAGGAAUUAUUGAUCAAGCUACUAGUGUGGUUGGUAGUGCAACCGCCCAAAUUCAAGGUGUUGUCUCUGGUGUUGUUGAAGUUUUCUCAGGACUUGUUGCUCAAGUCAGUAGUUCCCUUAGUUCCGUGACCGGAAUCCUCAGCUCUGAUAUUGUUGGACAAAUUUGUGGACAGUUUUUAUCCAAGGAUCGUUGGAUCUUUAGCCACACAAAUUACGUCUGUAAUCUCCGAUCUUACUGGCUCACUUAGUAUAAUCGGUUCAAUCGGUGGAUCAAUCGGCGG